GUUGGGCUCAGAUGACACUGAGCAGAUGGCUAUCUUUGUGUGAAAGUGUGAAAACUGUUUUUUUUUUCUGCCAUAUGAGACAGCAAAUACAAACAGAGAAGUUCAGAAAGAGUGAUCAGUCCUUCACAGGCUCCUGAAGAGAGCAGCAGUUGUCACAAUGGCCACACCACGCUUGUUCUGCGUUGUCCUUUGUAUCGUAAGAGCUAGUGCCACCAUCCUUGCCCUGCCAACUACUGAGCCACCGCUGAUCCAUGACCACCCCUUUGUGGUCAUAUGGAACGCCCCUACUGAGCAAUGUCAACAGCUAGAAAUCCCACUGGACACAGCAGCCUUCCAAGGAGUAACCACGCCUGCUGCCAAGCCUGGUCAGUUCCUCACAAUCUUCUAUGAGGACCACCUUGGCCUCUACCCUAAAGUCAACACCAUAAAGCACAAACUCUACAGAGGAGGAGUCCCCCAAAAUGGCAACCUGACAGAGCAUCUUGCCAAGGUGCAAAGUCAAAUAGACCGCUACAUCUACCAAGAUUCUUCUCCUGGGCUGGUUGUCAUCGACUGGGAAUCCUGGCGCCCCCUGUGGGACCAGAACUGGGGAUCCAAACGUAUUUAUCAGAAACUGUCCAUCUCUCACGCACUGCAGGUGGCCCCAUUUUUAUCAUCAAAGCAAAUUUCCAAACUGGCUAAGAACCAGUUCCAGCAAGCUGGCCGGCGCUUCAUGGAGAAGACCAUCAGCCUUGGCACUGAUGAACGUCCGAGCCACCGCUGGGGCUUCUACCUGUUCCCUGAUUGCUACAACUAUGACUGGAAGAAGCCUGACUAUACAGGAGAGUGUUCCACAAAGGCCCAGAAGCAGAACAAUCAGAUGAUGUGGCUGUGGAAGCGCAGCACUGCCCUCUUCCCCUCAAUCUACCUCCACCUCACUCUGAGGAAUUCCCCCAAGGCUGCUCUUUAUGUCCGCAACCGUGUUCAGGAGGCUAUGAGGGUGGCGGCGCUGCCUAAACGUCCAUAUACAGUACCAAUCUAUGUUUACUCCAGGCUGUUGUACAGACAUCAGACCAAGGAGUUCCUGAGUUUGAGAGACCUGGUGAGCACUGUGGGAGAGUCAGCAGCUUUAGGAGCUUCCGGGGUCAUAAUGUGGGGAGGAACCCAAGACUACAACAAUAAGGCUGCCUGUCAUUCUCUUUCUGAAUACCUGACAUCGACCUUCAACCCUUACAUCGUUAAUGUGACAGCAGCCGCCAUGCUCUGCAGCGAGGUACUGUGUCAAGGAAAAGGCCGCUGUGUCAGGAAAAACUACAACUCCACCCACUACCUGCACCUGAAUCCCACCUACUUCAAAAUCCUACACACUGAGAGGAAGUAUGUGGCCAUUGGUUUACCCUCCGCCACCGACCUUGAAACUUGGGCUGAAAACUUCACUUGUCAAUGCUACGCAGGAUCGAGCUGUUCUCCACAACUGUUAAAGCCAAAUGGAAUUAAAACGAUUUGGGUUUAAACUGUAAGGAGAAUGUUUUCUCCUGCUGACCCACAGAUUUGAUCAUGUUAUUAUUUACACAAUUAAAAUUGACCAGAAAACUUGUGGGGGAAAAAAAUCUACAUUUUGCAAGUUACGUCCUAAAAGUGACACUAGUCUUUCUAAAGUGAUACAAAGUUAAAAAAAAAACCAAAAGGUGCUAAAUAGUAAUAUUUCUUGCACUGAAUUAAACACAGCAAUGUCAAGACAGAAACGAUUUUUAAUCUGAAAUUAUUGACUACUCAGUCAAGUCUUGAUAAGUUCUAGUAGUUGAGAGUUUUUGUUUGAAAGAUGCAUCAAGUUCUUUAAUCACUUUUGGAUUUUCUUGAAACUGUAACUAUAAAAUGUGAGUGGGAAAUUAGGUAGAUUGGCUAAAAAGGUGCAUGACUUAGUUGCAAGUUCAACUAAAAUAAAAUAAGCAUUUUGUUCCCUGUACAUAACCAAGCAGGAAUUUGAUAACAAAAUAACCUGCAUGAAAAGUUUAGUAAAAUCUUCACAAGAUCAGAACAUCAAAAGACCGAACCUGAUGCCACAAGGAGGCUAAAGAGGAUUUAGGCACCUCAGUUGUAUUUUUCUCCUUUCUUAAGCCUUAUGCCUCUAUGAAACCAUAACAACAAAAAUAGAGGCCUAGAUACACAUGUCUAAAAUACCACACUGUCCGACUGAAUCAGAUGGUCGGCUACAAUAUUUAUCUGCUACUUUAAUGUUCUUUUUUUUACAUACUCUAGUUACUGUGUAUAUAGAUGUGAAACAGUAGUCCAAUGUUGCUAUCCAGCCUUUCUGAAGGUACACAAUGGUUGAAUCAAUAAUUAAUUUUAUUCAAUGAAAAAAAAUUUAAUCUUUUAAAGCCCAUUUCUGUCUCUCUAUUCUGGUACCAGGCCUACAACCUAAAUUCAGAAUGUAUUUGGAUACUGUAAAUAAUCCCAACUGUUUCAUAUCAGUCACACAAUCAAAAAAAUGUUGUUGCCCCCUUUUGUUGUCUGGCUGAUGUUAGAGGUGGGCAAUUAAUACAAACGAUGUUGAGCACCAUUCUGUGAUUCUGUUGAAAUUCUGAAAUGAUGGUAACAUGCACAUUUUGACUUGUCUAGGCAAUUUACAAAACUCAGGUGCAGGUAACAACAUCAGUGAUUGGAUAUGUUCCAUGUAGCUGUGUCAGUUAGCUGACGUGUACAGAUCAGGGCCUUGGCAAUUGCACACCAAGAUUACUUGCACUCAUUAUGAUGCCAUUAUAAAUAAUAGCAGUAUAAUUUACUCUUGUCAAACUGAGGCAUGAAUGUAUCUCCCUGUUUGACAAAAGACUAGCUUAGAGGAAUUCUGGGGUUGCUAUGAUUGAUUUACACCAGUCAGGUAAGUACCAGAGGCCCAGUAUGAGAUCAGUGCAGAUAGUGAUAAGGUGUUAACUUCAGAGAAAAAAUUCCUCCUUCCUCAUUAUCUUUGUUUUUGUCCUGACAUGUUGCUUGGGAUGUUGAUGUCCUUGUUUAGCUAAUAUUUAAUCUAUUUUGCCUUUUUUUUGUACAAAACAUUUUGUACAAAUUUUGACAUGGAUGUUAAGCAAUACAUCCACUAGAGGGCAACACAGAAUCGAGAGAUUCUAAGGAGACAACAAACACGGCAAUGGUGGAGGUUGACAUACUGUAAUGUACCUUAAUAAAAAAAAUAGUAAAAAAUUUAAGUGGAUUACAGACAGAAGGCCCUGUCCAUUUACGCAUACAUGUCAUGUUAAAAAAUAAACGAUUUGGAAGAUG
This is a messenger RNA of Solea senegalensis (Senegalese sole), 3255 nucleotides long. RefSeq names its product hyaluronidase PH-20-like. NCBI's taxonomy places the organism in Eukaryota, Metazoa, Chordata, Actinopteri, Pleuronectiformes, Soleidae. Gene Ontology annotation, cellular component: acrosomal vesicle. The coding region runs from base 158 to 1492 and encodes 444 amino acids. Gene Ontology annotation, molecular function: hyalurononglucosaminidase activity. The transcript is spliced from 4 exons. The record is from RefSeq and is a predicted model, not a curated record. Gene Ontology annotation, biological process: carbohydrate metabolic process; hyaluronan catabolic process.